AUGUGUUCAAGACUUGACCCGGAAAUUGAGAGAUACUGUCACGAAACAUCAUCCAGCUGCAGGAAUGGAAACGCGGUCGUUCACUUUUGGGAAUUUCGAAGUGUAAAGGAAGUUGGCCAUGUUUCAUUGACACUCCCAAAUCAAAUUCAUAUCAGCUUUUGGCCAUUAAGCAGAACUAAACAAUGCAUCAAAGAUCAAGCAGAUCCAAUCAAAGAUCAAACGCUCUUAAAGGAUAUUGAAUUUGAAAAUCGACUGCCUAAAAAAAAGGUUCUAAUUCCAUCUUCAAGGCUCGAUGAAACUAGAGUUGUGCCAUGGUGGGAAAACUAUUUGAAGGAAAAGAAGUAUGAUCUAUUUGAUAACAAUUGUGCGAUGGUUGUACUAAAAGCCCUAAAUGCCGGAGGCUUCACGUGGGAGUAUAAAACGAAAAGUCUUCCAUAUUGGGGUUUAUGGUCCAUGUCUCAAGCAAGAGCACUUGCUAUCAGAGACUUUUUGAACGGAAAACUCAAGGAAGCGGAGGUACUGCUAAAGCCUUGUGAUGCUUAUUAUUGGAUUGUUGAUGGUCUUACAGAAUGGCCUGAUGUAACAUUGGGUAAAAAAAUUAUGUACAACAUAACUGACCCCAAAUGUAUUAUUUCAUAA
This is a messenger RNA of Didymodactylos carnosus, 639 nucleotides long. NCBI's taxonomy places the organism in Eukaryota, Metazoa, Rotifera, Eurotatoria, Philodinida, Philodinidae. The record is from the annotation of a GenBank genome assembly.